Messenger RNA from Mya arenaria, 2220 nucleotides. RefSeq lists its product as uncharacterized. The record is from RefSeq and is a predicted model, not a curated record. Gene Ontology annotation, cellular component: nucleoplasm; chromatin. Lineage: Eukaryota; Metazoa; Mollusca; Bivalvia; Myida; Myidae. The coding region runs from base 1 to 1479 and encodes 492 amino acids. Gene Ontology annotation, biological process: positive regulation of DNA-templated transcription. The transcript is spliced from 3 exons. Gene Ontology annotation, molecular function: zinc ion binding; ubiquitin-protein transferase activity.
AUGGAGGUUCCGGGGAAGAAAUUACAACCAGGACCAUCUACAGCGGACACAACCUUCUGCCAGCCCUGUAAACAAGAUGACGAAAUCCUCCCUGCCGAGGUUUACUGUACCGCCUGCAAAGAGUUUUUCUGCUCUAACUGUGCAAGAGUCCAUAGAAAACAAAAGGUUUCAAGAUCUCAUACCCUUCUUGACAAGUCCAAUAUGCCGACAGCUAUCAGUGGUCCAGAAAGUAAACACGAAUUCACAGAGUCUUGUUGGAUCCAUCCCGAGGAGUUUGUCAAGUACUUCUGCACCACCCACCAAACCCUGAUAUGUGGACACUGUGCUGUGCAGAACCAUAGAUCGUGUCAUGUUAAUGUCAUAUCAGAUAUAUCAAAGGCCUUUAAAGAUGGCAAAGAGUAUGGAGAUAUCAUGAAAGCAAUUGCCAGGUUAUUUGAAGAUAUUGAUUUAUGCUCGUCCAAUGUGGGGAAAAACGUUGACGUUGUAGCAAAGCUAGGUAAAAAUGAGGUUUCCAAGCUGAGAAAAUAUCAAGAGGAAGUAAACAAGUAUUUUGAAGAAAGAGAACAAGCACUGUUGAAGCUUAUAGAGAAGAUGAAACACAUGGAUGAAGAACUACUUGGGUCUCUAAAACCGAAAUAUAAAAACCUCAAGUCCAAGCUAGAAGAAAUAAAUGUCACACUUGAAGCACAAGGAAACAACAUGAUACAGUUGUUCAUUGAGACCAAAAGAGCCAAGAAGGAAUUAGAGGGUCUGCAGAUUGAACUUGCUGGCAUUAACAAGGACAAUGUAAUUCACAACUACGAAUUCAGAAAGGACCCAGCCACUGAGCGUCUUAUUGCAUCUGACACUGGCCUUGGGACAUUAGAAAACAUUUUGACUGAACAAACAACCGCACUAGCAAAGACCGACCAUCGCAUAAUAGGACUUACAGUUCAGGGAGAUGGCAAUAGGAAAACCAUGGCAACUGCCGAAUGUACAGUGAGGCAGGCCAAUGCAGAUUUGACAAGACUACGCUUUACACCAGCUGUCGAUAUCCCAGUCAAUUCUCCAACUGACGAGAGGAAGUGUAACCUGUCAAGCAUGCUUCACAUUGCCGGGUCCAGAUUGCUGCUAGCUGACUUAAACAACCAAACAGUUAAGUUGGUGGACAUGCAGACAAGGUAUCUGGUCUCCAAUAUCAGUGUACAAGGUCCGCCAUGGGACAUGUGCCAUCUUCCAGGGGAAAGGGUGGCUGUUACUAUGGCCAGAAAUGGUAUUCAGUUCCUGGAGACUGGAGGACAACUCGCUCUUGGUGACCGUAUCGAAUUGGAUGGUGACUGUCGCGGUAUUGCUUACCAUGAAGAUAGGUUGAUUGUGUCCUAUUUCAGUGGAAAGGUAACGGUACUGAAUAUCAACGGGCAUGUUUUAAGACAAAUGCAAAAGGAUGGCAAUGGAAAAAAAACUGUUCGAACGUCCUUUCUCCUUAACAGUCGUGGGUGAAGGUUCGACUGCUUCCAUCUACGUAUCAGACAUGCGCAGGAACAAAAUAACAAAACUUGACAUGAACCUGCACAUCAUCAAGACGUUCCAGGACCCUGCAUUGAAAGAACCAAGAAGUAUCACGGCACUCGGUGACCAACUGUUAAUCUGUGGUUAUGGAAGUAACACCAUUAUGACACUGAAUUUGUCCACUGGUCAGAUGACACAACUGAUGGGGGAAAAAGAGGGGAUACGAGAUCCAAUGUUUGCCUUAUACUGUCCGCAACAGUGCAAACUUCUUGUCACGGAACACUUGCCAAAUAAAAUAAAGGUUUUCAAUACAAUCGAAUAAUGCAGCCAAUGGGGUAAAAUGGUCCGAAACAUCAACUUACCGUUUACUAACCCUUCGUCAUUCAGUUGUUACAUUCUAAUGAGAAUGAUACGUGAACUAAGUUCAGGAACUGAUUUGAAUAAUGUUAUUUGUAAAGAAUAUUGGAUCGUAAUAGUUCUUAGCAAAGAACACGCACUCCAUUCAAUUUGAUGAUUUUGCUUUUUUACAUUCAAAGAGCGUACAAAUCCAAAAUGUUUGAAUUUAAAAUGUCAUCGAAAAUAUUGCAUACAUAUUCUGCCAUAAAGAAAUGUUACUUGAUGUGCAAUGUAUGUUUAUUUCUUUUAGAUGUCGUUACGUAUCUUAAAUAAUAGUUAUCAGUAUUUUUUUAUUAUUCUUAAUUGGGUUGGAAGCCAUUGCGUUGAAUCUGUUAU